Messenger RNA from Mercurialis annua (annual mercury), 793 nucleotides. RefSeq lists its product as uncharacterized. The record is from RefSeq and is a predicted model, not a curated record. Bases 98 to 667 code for a protein of 189 amino acids. NCBI's taxonomy places the organism in Eukaryota, Viridiplantae, Streptophyta, Magnoliopsida, Malpighiales, Euphorbiaceae. Gene Ontology annotation, cellular component: mitochondrion. The transcript is spliced from 3 exons.
AUUAUUUUGUAAAGAAAGAAUAAUCAACGUGAACAGACACACUCUUCGACUCUCACAGUGCAGAUUACUUCUCAGAUUUCCGUAUCGUUAGGAAACAAUGAGAAUUGCAGCUCUAAGAAAUAUAGCUGGUUCAAUUUCAAAAGCCCUAAUAUCUCCCACCUCAACGACAUCGUUUUUCCCCUCUCCAAAGCUAGAUUACAAUCGGUUCGCUCUCGUCUGCCGCGGCGGAGGCGGAGGCUCAUUUCCAAAUCAGCUGAGCCGCCGUUUCAGCAUUUUCUCCGAGUCAAACCAAUUUAACAGCUUAACCGACACUCGCUUUCCAAAGAGAAGACCGCAGAUUGAUAAAUCUCGUCGUAAACGAUCAAGCCUGAAACCUCCUGGACCAUAUGCUUGGGUAAAACAUGCUCCUGGCGAACCAAUUCAGCCAAGUAAUCCGAAUAAAGGCAGUGUCAAGCAAAGGAAUGAGAAGAAGCGCAUCAAGCUUCAUCGAGCUUUUAUAAAGGUAGAGGCAAAGAAGCGGAAAGUUGAGAUGCAGGAAGCAAAGAAGAAGAAACUAGUGAAGAGAGUAGAACGGAAGAUGGCUGCAGUGGCAAGGGAUAGAGCUUGGGCACAAAGAUUGGCCGAGCUUCAGCAGCUUGAGCAAGAUAAGAAAAAAUCCAUGGCAUAGUUCUUUUCUCAUUUCUAAGGUUUAAUGCUGUGUUUGGAUGCUUCUCUUUUUUCAAUGAGAUUGUUUUCAUUAUAAACAAUUUUUAUCUCAUUACUUUCUAUGUGAAAUUAAAUUUUGAAUUUAGAA